GGACAACUAACUGAUGCCCACACAAGAGCAGACCACUGAAGGUUCUUUGGUCGUUUCUGGAAAUCUGAUUUCUGUCCGCUAGUGCCCUCUCUCUACUUCAUCAGUCCAGUCGCCUUGAUCCUUCUUCCAGUCCAUGAUAAGAGCUCUACGUAUCUGGUCCGUUCCGCCUGCUCCAAAGGCUUGCAGACGGUCAGGCACAGUGGAACUGAGGGUGCGAGCCCAGAGGCGUCCCAGAAGACUGUGCGCGCGCGCACCAGCCUGGCCCGCCUCUCUGACCGUUGACCCGGAAAUGCUUAAGGCAGCCUCUCGGAUUCCCGGAGCACACCAUGGUAUUCCUCACGACGCGGCUCUGGCUUCGGAACCGCAUCACAGACCGCUUUUGGCGGGUUCAGGAGGUGCUGAAACAUGCUCGGCAUUUCAAGGGAAGGAAGAAUCGCUGCUAUCGGCUGGCCGUCAGGGCGGUGACCAGAGCCUUCGUUAAGUGUACGCAGGCCCGCAGACUGAAGAAGCGGAACCUGAGGACCCUCUGGAUUAAUCGAAUUACAGCAGCCUCCCAGGAACAUGGCUUACAGUACCCAGCAUUCAUUGCCAACUUAAUUAAGUGCCAGGUGGAGCUCAACAGGAAGGUACUUGUGGACCUGGCCAUCUAUGAACCAAAGACUUUUAAAUCUUUGGCAGCUUUGGCUAAGAGGAGGCAGCAAGAAGGAUUUGCUGCAGCUUUGGGGGAUGGAAAGGAGCCUGAGGGCAUCUUUUCCAGAGUGGUGCAGUACCACUGAAGGCUUCAGUGCUGUGGAGAUUGUUAUAAACAAGAUAGGAGCAGAAGGAUUGUCUGGUCACCAGUAAGUCUGAUUUGUAUUUAUUUAUAUUUUAGCAACAGGCCUGAGAGAAAAGGUUUUUACUCAAUGGUACAGCCCCAAAUUUGCCCUGUAAAGAUUGUACAAAUAAAGCCUUGAAGUGUUCA
This is a messenger RNA of Cricetulus griseus (Chinese hamster), 961 nucleotides long. The record is from RefSeq and is a predicted model, not a curated record. Lineage: Eukaryota; Metazoa; Chordata; Mammalia; Rodentia; Cricetidae.